Molecule: messenger RNA, 2593 nt
Organism: Scophthalmus maximus (turbot)
Lineage: Eukaryota; Metazoa; Chordata; Actinopteri; Pleuronectiformes; Scophthalmidae
Product: gastrula zinc finger protein XlCGF57.1-like
Exons: 3
Coding region: 136-2085 (649 amino acids)
Biological process (GO): regulation of immune system process; regulation of cytokine production; negative regulation of transcription by RNA polymerase II
Molecular function (GO): DNA-binding transcription factor activity; RNA polymerase II cis-regulatory region sequence-specific DNA binding
Source: RefSeq, a predicted model, not a curated record
UAUCGUCGUCGUUGUCCUCCAGUCCGGCAGAGGGCGCUGUUCGCUCUGCGCUUCGACCCGGAACUCGGUGUCUCUGUUUCCUCCCGCUCGCUCUCUUUGUUCGCUCCGAGCCUCGAGGUGCAGAAGAGGAGCAACAUGUUCGCCGCGCAGCUGCUGCGAGUGUCGGUACAUGAGCGGAUCGGCGCCGCCGCUGAAGACUUCCUGCUGCAGGUGGAGAAAGGAGAAGAAGCGGCUCGAGUCCCGGCGCUGAGAGCGCUGCUCACCGAGCGGCUAACGGCGGCGGCGGAGGAGAUCGUCGGUCUGUUGGAGGAAACCGUGGCGGAGUACGAAGACCGAGUGGAGCGGUCCGAGCGGGAGAUCUGCCGCCAGAGGAGGCUGCUCGAUGCCGUGCUGAAGCCCGAAGUCAGGCUGCACCGAGCAGACGUCCAGCAACUGGUGGUGGGUAAAGAAGAGUUUCCCCUUGAGCAGCAGCAGUGGAGCCCCAGUGUGAAGCAGGAGGAUCCAGAGACCCCCCACAUCAAAGAGGAACAGGAGGAAGUGUGGAGCAGUCAGGAGGGAGAGCAUCUUCAAUGCCCGGAGGAGGCUGAUAUCAUCAAGUUCACUGUGAAGAGUGAAGAAGAUGAAAAGAUACCUCAGUCCUCACAGCUUCAUCAGAGACUGACUGAGGAGAACAGAGAGGACUGUGGAGGACCAGAACCAGCCAGGAACUCAGGUCUUAAUGGACAUUUAGAACCAGGUCCUGAGGACCAGACUGAUGACAGUGAAGAUGAUUGGAAGGAGACCAGAGAACCAUCAGGUUCAAAGAAAAUAAAAAAUAGUAAAGUAUCUGCUGGUGAUAUGAGACGUAGUACUGGUGAGAAACCAUUUAGAUGUUGUGAGUGUGGUAAAAUAUUUAGACAUAAGCAAACGCUCAAGAGACAUAUGAUGAUUCAUACUGAAGAGAAACCAUAUAGCUGUUCUGAGUGUGGUCAAAUAUUUAGGCUAAAGGGAAACCUGCAGAAACAUAUGUUGAUUCAUUCAGUAGAGAAACCACAUUGCUGUUCUGAGUGUGGUCAAAGAUUUAGCCGAAAGCAAUAUCUGAAGAGGCAUAUGAUGAUUCAUAUAGGAGAGAAACCAUUUAGUUGCAGAGUUUGCAACAAAAGAUUUAACUGGAAUCAUCAGCAAAAAAGACAUCAGUGUGUUGGUGAGUCCUCAAAGAUUCAGAGUCAGACUGAGGAGAAUGGAGAGGACUGUGGAGGACCAGAGACAGCCAGGAACUCAGGUCCUGAUGGACAUUUAGAACAAGAUACUGUGAAGGAGGAGCCAGAGCACCCCCACAUUAAAGAGGAGCAGGAGGAAGAGUGGAGCAGUCAGGAGGGAGAGCAGCUUCAAGGGCUGGAGGAGGCUGUUGUCAUCAAGUUCACUGUGAAGAGUGAAGAAGAUGAAGAGAAUACUCAGUCCUCACAGCUUCGUCAGACUCAGACUGAGGAGAACAGAGAGGACUGUGGAGGACCAGAAUCAGCCAGGAACUUAGGACCUAAGGCUGACAUCAGUGAUGAGGACUGGAAGGAGAUCAGAGAACCAUCAGGUUCAAAUACACUCAAAAACAGUGAAGUGUCUGCUGGUGAUAUGAGAUUUAGUACUUGUGAGAAACCAUUUAGUUGCUUAGAAUGUGGUCAAAGAUUUAAGUAUACAGGAAGCCUGCGGAAACAUUUGUGUGACCAUACAGACCAUACCUACGGUCGAAACACAGAAGACAAACCAUUUAGUUGUUCUGAGUGUGGUCAAAGAUUUAGGCAAAGGGGUGUCAUGCUGAGACAUAUGUUGAUUCACACAGGACAGAAACAAUUUAGUUGUUCUGAGUGUGGUAACCUAUUUAGACAAAAGAUAGACAUGUUAAGACAUAUGAUGAUUCAUACAGAAGACAAACCAUUUAGUUGUUCUGAGUGUGGUCAAAGAUUUAGGCAAAAGGGAGUCAUGCAGAGACAUAUGUUGAUUCAUACAGGACAGAAACAAUUUAGUUGUUCUGAGUGUGGUAACCGAUUUAGACAAAAGGCAAGCCUGCUAAGACACAUGAUGAUUCAUACAGAAGACAAAUACACCUGACUGACUGACUCAUUGGCUGGUUUCUUGAAUAAUCAGCGGGAUUAAUAAGAAGACAUCUCCAGCAGUGGACAGUAGCCUCUCUGCUGCCCUUAUAUAUAAAAAUAUGUCUGAAAAUUAACUUAAUUAAUUGAUUUUUUUAAGAACACAACACAUUUGAAUGAUUUUGGAAAUUAAAUGAAAAUUAUAUUACAGAAUAAUGAUCUUAACGUUUUGAGGGAAGAUCAUUGGGAUACAUUGAAAUAUCCUCAGAAUAUAAUCUGUUCAUAAUUUUCUACAAAUUGCAGCUGGGAUCAAUUUCACUGUUUAUCUUCAUUACAGUUAAUUUUUCUGUGCUUUUGUUUUUUAUGCAAAGAAUCAUAUUUUCAAUGCUAUUUUUCACUUUUUUGUAAUGCAUGUGGGGAGUGGUCAGUGUCCAUACAACACAUAUGUUUAAAGAAUAUUAAUGUUGAUGAUCAUCAUUCAUAUCCAUACAUGUGUUUAUGAUUAAAUUCCUUACUACAGCAAAGAA